Messenger RNA from Leptinotarsa decemlineata (Colorado potato beetle), 1020 nucleotides. RefSeq names its product Ret oncogene (gene Ret). Gene Ontology annotation, molecular function: ATP binding; transmembrane receptor protein tyrosine kinase activity. NCBI's taxonomy places the organism in Eukaryota, Metazoa, Arthropoda, Insecta, Coleoptera, Chrysomelidae. Gene Ontology annotation, cellular component: plasma membrane; signaling receptor complex. Gene Ontology annotation, biological process: cell surface receptor protein tyrosine kinase signaling pathway; protein phosphorylation; multicellular organism development. The record is from RefSeq and is a predicted model, not a curated record.
UCCUGGGGGUGGCAUGACGUCGACGUUGCGGCGCUCAUUCCGUCGUCGCGCGUUUUGAGCGUCAUUAAAGCUUUGCCGACACGCGAUUCGCUAUUUUGGCGGCAACUUGUACGCGAAAUCGCGUGUCACGCGAAAAUUUGCCCUGACGUUUUUUCAGAAUAGUGACGCGAAUAACUUUAGUACUGUAAUGAAAUCGAGGGACGAUUAAAGGAAUUCGAAAUGGGUUUGCGUGGAGUUAUGUUGUGCGUUUUAUUUUUGUCUGCGAAGGUUAAUUCAGUGUCGAGCGUCUACUUGACAAUGACUGAUAUAGAACUGAAGAUUCCAAAUGAAAUCACGACUUCUCAGAUGAAAACCUAUCCUUUAAUCGAAUUAGGAGCAAGAAAUAUUUAUGGCGAAUACGGAAUGCAAAUGAGAUACUCUCUUAAUAUAACUGGGGAAUACAUGCAAAUAAACACGUUAUCUGGAGAAGUUCUACUCACUUCGAAGUUUUUCCGCGAGAUCAAAGGGAUAGAAAAGAUAUCCAGUACGGCAUAUGUGGAUGACAUCAGCAACAGCGGUCGAGAUAAGACAUCCCUUCAAGUGAACGUAUUCCCUUUGGAUGAAUUGGACUGUGAUAAAUUCGUCGAGGAGAUAUGCUUUUGGACUAGGGCUACUUACAGGAUCGAAAGACGGUCGGGGGCGACUCUAAUGGGAUCGCUCUCCUCGCCCUUUUUCCUGGAGAUAUGUCCUUAUAAAAUAAAUUAUACUCUAGCGGCAGAUCCAAAUUUCAAUUUGAUACCUCCGAAUGAAAAACGUAACUUCUGGUCCAUUAGUACUGUUCGUUCUUUAAGUAAAAUUGAGAAGGAUAAUACUAGCCUACAGUUGACGUGCAUUCUCGAGAAUACUCAGGGAAAUGAAAAAGGCGACGUUCGGAAAAUAGAACGAAAUAUUCCAGUGAUUAUAAUGGAUAUUGAUGAGUUUCCUCCGAGGCCACAAUCUGCUGAAGUUGAUAUUACAAUGAAUAAAAAAACCUUUGGAAAU